CUCUCCUCUUUCAAAGGGGAAGACAAUCGGAGAUUUCUGAUUCUAACCAUUUCUCACUCUCUGAUCAACUCAAUAGUUAAAUAAAAACUAAGAAAAACAAAAAAUAAGCUGAAAUCGAUCUCGAACUUGAACAAGCACUUCUGCUGCAGCUGUUUUUAGUACUUUGAUUGGAUUCAAGAACGUAGUUCUAAAUAUUCUGUUAUUAUGGAUAUACGCUUCCCUUAUUCGCCGGCGGAGGUGGCCAAGGUCCGAGUCGUCCAAUUUGGUAUCCUCAGUCCUGAUGAAAUUAGGCAAAUGUCCGUGGUUCACAUAGAGCAUAGUGAGACAACGGAGAGAGGUAAGCCUAAGCCGGCGGGAUUGAGUGACCCUCGACUUGGGACCAUUGAUCGGAAGAUGAAGUGCGAAACAUGUAUGGCAAACAUGGCAGAGUGCCCUGGUCACUUCGGUCACCUUGAGCUCGCGAAACCCAUGUUUCAUAUUGGCUUCUUGAAGACCGUGCUCAGCAUCAUGCGUUGUGUUUGCUUCAAUUGCUCGAAAAUAUUAGCUGAUGAGGAUGAACCAAAGUUCAAACAAGCUAUGAGAAUAAGAAACCCUAAAAAUAGACUCAGAAAGAUAUUAGAUGCCUGCAAAAAUAAAACUAAAUGUGAAGGCGGUGAUGAGAUCGAUGUACGAGGGCAAGAUUCUGAUGAACCAAUUAAGAAGAAAAGGAGUGGCUGCGGUGCUCAGCAGCCGAAAAUUUCUAUUGAUGGUAUGAAGAUGAUUGCCGAGUACAAGCUUCAAAAGAAGAGAUCUGAUGACCAGGAACAACUGCCAGAACCUGUUGAGCGAAAACAGCAACUUACUGCCGAAAAGGUUCUUAGUGUCCUGAAGAGAAUAAGUGAUGAUGAUUGUCAAUUGUUAGGUUUGAAUCCAAUAUAUGCACGCCCCGACUGGCUGAUUCUUCAAGUUCUUCCUGUACCUCCUCCUCCUGUUAGACCUUCUGUGAUGAUGGAUACUUCUUCAAGGAGUGAGGAUGAUUUAACUCAUCAGCUAGCCAUGAUUGUUAGGCAUAAUGAGAACCUGAAGAGGCAAGAGCGAAAUGGGGCUCCUGCACACAUCAUUUCAGAGUUUGCACAAUUGUUGCAGUUUCAUAUAGCUACAUAUUUCGAUAAUGACCUGCCAGGGCAGCCAAGGGCCACUCAAAGAUCUGGUCGACCAAUCAAAUCAAUAUGUAGCAGACUGAAGGCAAAAGAAGGUCGGAUCAGAGGUAACUUGAUGGGUAAACGAGUGGAUUUUUCAGCUCGGACAGUGAUCACACCUGAUCCGACUAUUAACAUUGAUGAACUGGGAGUACCAUGGAGUAUUGCGCUAAAUCUCACAUAUCCAGAAACUGUCACUCCAUAUAACAUCGAAAGGUUGAAAGAGCUUGUGGAAUAUGGGCCUCAUCCUCCUCCAGGUAAAACUGGUGCGAAGUAUAUAAUUAGAGAUGAUGGACAAAGGCUUGAUCUACGGUACUUGAAGAAAAGCAGCGAUCAACAUCUAGAACUUGGAUAUAAGGUGGAGCGGCAUUUGAAUGAUGGGGACUUUGUCCUGUUCAAUAGGCAACCAAGUCUUCACAAAAUGUCCAUUAUGGGGCAUAGAAUCAAGAUCAUGCCUUACUCAACCUUCCGCCUAAACUUGUCCGUUACUUCGCCCUACAAUGCUGAUUUUGAUGGGGAUGAAAUGAACAUGCACGUUCCCCAGUCAUUUGAAACUAGAGCGGAAGUACUUGAACUGAUGUUGGUUCCUAAAUGCAUUGUGUCACCUCAAUCAAAUCGACCUGUGAUGGGGAUUGUCCAAGAUACACUUUUAGGGUGCCGCAAAAUUACCAAAAGAGAUACAUUUAUCGAGAAAGAUGUUUUCAUGAACAUUUUAAUGUGGUGGGAGGAUUUUGAUGGCAAAGUACCGGCUCCAGCAAUUUUGAAACCUAGGCCUCUUUGGACUGGGAAACAAGUUUUUAAUCUAAUAAUUCCAAGACAGAUAAAUCUCUUGAGAUAUGCAGCCUGGCAUCAGGAAUCUGAAAAAGGAUUCAUAACUCCUGGGGACACUCAAGUUCGAAUAGAGAAAGGAGAGUUACUUUCUGGUACCUUAUGCAAGAAGACACUUGGAACUUCGACUGGAAGUCUUAUACAUGUUAUUUGGGAGGAGGUUGGUCCAGAUGCUGCUCGGAAGUUUCUGGGACAUACACAGUGGCUUGUCAAUUAUUGGCUUUUGCAGAAUGCUUUUAGCAUUGGAAUUGGAGAUACAAUUGCUGAUGCUGCAACAAUGGAGAAAAUUAAUGAAACCAUUUCAAAUGCAAAGAAUGAGGUGAAGGAACUUAUCAGGUCUGCUCAAGAAAAGCAGUUGGAGGCUGAACCUGGUCGAACAAUGAUGGAAUCAUUUGAAAACAGAGUGAAUCAGGUGUUGAAUAAGGCCCGUGAUGAUGCUGGAAGCAGUGCACAGAAGAGCUUGUCGGAAAGUAACAACCUCAAGGCUAUGGUCACUGCGGGAUCCAAGGGAAGUUUCAUCAACAUAUCACAAAUGACUGCUUGUGUGGGGCAACAGAAUGUUGAAGGUAAACGAAUUCCUUUUGGAUUCAUAGACCGGACAUUGCCCCACUUCACUAAAGAUGAUUAUGGUCCAGAAAGUCGUGGUUUUGUGGAGAACUCGUAUUUAAGAGGGUUGACCCCCCAAGAGUUCUUCUUCCAUGCUAUGGGUGGUAGGGAAGGUCUAAUAGAUACUGCAGUGAAGACUUCUGAGACUGGAUACAUUCAGAGGCGAUUGGUUAAGGCCAUGGAAGAUAUUAUGGUUAAGUAUGAUGGGACUGUGAGGAACUCUUUGGGGGAUGUUAUUCAGUUUCUUUACGGUGAAGAUGGCAUGGAUGCUGUCUGGAUUGAAUCACAGCCACUGGAAUCUUUGAAAUUGAAAAAAUCAGGUUUCAAUAACAUGUAUAGAUAUGAGAUUGAUGAUCCAGAUUGGAAUCCUAGUUACAUGUUGCCUGAAGCUGUUGAAGAUCUAAAAACAAUCCGUGAGAUUCGCAGUGUCUUUGAUGCAGAGGUUCAGAAACUUGAAGUGGAUAGAUACCAACUUGCAACAGAGAUUGCGACAACGGGUGACAACUCGUGGCCCCUGCCUGUUAAUAUCAAGAGGCUUGUGUUAAAUGCGCAAAAGACCUUUAAAGUUGACUUCCGAAGGCCUUCUGAUAUGCACCCAAUGGAGGAUGAAGAGAUUGACCCUGACAAGAUCUCUCCCUGGUUGCUUCGAAUAGAAUUAAAUCGAGAAAUGAUGGUCGAUAAGAAGCUCAGCAUGGCAGAUAUAGCAGAAAAGAUUAAUCUUGAAUUCGAUGACGAUCUCACAUGCAUAUUUAAUGAUGAUAAUGCUGAGAAACUGAUCCUCCGUAUUCGUAUUAUGAAUGAUGAAGCUCCUAAGGGUGAGCUGCAGGAUGAAUCAGCCGAGGAUGAUGUGUUCCUCAAAAAGAUUGAAAGUAACAUGUUGACAGAAAUGGCCCUUCGAGGCAUUCCAGAUAUCAAUAAAGUGUUCAUAAAAAACAGCAAACUGAAUAAGUUCGACGAAACCGAAGGAUUUAAGGCAGAGAAUGAGUGGAUGUUGGAUACAGAAGGUGUUAAUCUUUUGGCUGUCACAUGUCAUGAGGAUGUUGAUGCGACGAGGACCACAAGUAAUCACUUAAUUGAAGUUAUCGAAGUUCUCGGAAUUGAAGCAGUCCGUAAAGCCUUGUUGGAUGAGCUGCGCGUUGUCAUAUCUUUUGACGGAUCUUAUGUAAAUUACAGGCAUUUGGCUAUAUUGUGUGAUACCAUGACAUAUCGUGGUCACUUGAUGGCCAUCACUCGUCACGGGAUUAAUCGCAAUGAUACUGGGCCCAUGAUGAGAUGCUCAUUUGAAGAAACCGUGGACAUUCUUCUGGAUGCUGCUGUCUUUGCUGAAACAGAUUACCUGAGGGGUGUCACUGAAAAUAUAAUGUUGGGUCAGCUUGCACCGAUUGGCACAGGAGACUGCGCCUUGUUGCUGAAUGAGGAGAUGUUAAAACAAGCCAUUGAGAUCCCUCUGCCGAGCUAUAUGGAAGGGGGCAUGGAUUUUGGCAUGACUCCUGCCCGUUCACCCCAUUCUGGAACACCAUAUCACGAUGGCAUGAUGUCUCCAAGUUAUCUGCUAAGUCCAAGUCUGCGGUUAUCUCCUGUUACAGAUGCUCAAUUUUCUCCUUAUGCCGGUGGAAUGGCUUUUUCUCCGACAUCGUCUCCAGGCUACAGCCCAUCAUCCCCUGGAUACAGUCCAUCAUCUCCUGGAUAUAGCCCCACUUCUCCUGGAUAUAGCCCUACUUCCCCUGGUUAUAGUCCCACUUCCCCAACCUAUAGUCCUAGUUCUCCUGGAUAUAGCCCAACAAGUCCUGCGUAUUCUCCUACCAGUCCAUCGUAUUCACCAACUUCUCCUAGUUAUAGCCCUACCUCACCUAGUUACAGCCCAACGUCACCAAGCUACAGCCCGACGUCCCCUAGCUACAGCCCGACAUCUCCAGCGUACAGCCCGACUUCUCCAGCUUACAGCCCGACGUCUCCAGCCUACAGCCCGACUUCUCCCUCAUACAGCCCUACGUCUCCAUCUUACAGCCCAACCUCGCCUUCCUAUAGCCCCACCUCGCCAUCGUACAGUCCAACUUCUCCAUCAUACAGCCCCACCUCACCUGUGUAUAGCCCAACCUCUCCUGGUUAUAGCCCUACCUCCCCGAGCUACAGCCCUACCUCUCCAAGUUACAGUCCUACGUCCCCGAGUUACAAUCCCUCAGCAAGAUACAGCCCUUCCCUAGCAUAUUCACCUACUAGUCCUAAGAUAACACCAUCUAGUCCAUAUAGUCCCUCCUCUCCGAGUUACAGCCCAACAUCGCCUUCGUACUCUCCGACAUCUCCGACAUAUUCUCCUUCUAGUCCAACAUAUAGUCCAAGCAGCCCGUAUAACUCCGGUGCUAGUCCCGACUAUACUCCUAGUUCUCCACCAUACAGUCCAAGUGGAGGGUACUCACCUAGUGCACCUGGGUAUUCCCCUUCCUCAACAAGCCAAUACACUCCCCGUGUUAGUGAGAAAGAUGACAAAAGUGUUCAGAAUGAUAAGAGCAGCCGCUGAACUUCAUCAUGUACCAUUGACCGAGAUGGAGAACCAAAGCUCCUAAUCUUGAAAUCCUGACCUUUCUGCAGUGUUUUCGAAAGAUGUCAGCUAAUUACUGAUAGUUGCCUUGUAGAUCACUUUUAUGAUUCCUUCUGACUGAUUUGAUAUCAUGUACUUAUUUUGAUGUGGUUGCACAUUCUAAAUUUGGUAUUGGUAUAUUUAAUUAUGGACAUGGUUGUGCUCGAAAUUGAAUAAUUUGGUUAUCGUUGCCACUUGUAAUCAUAAUAAAUAUGUAAAUGGAAAAACUGAAAGAGUUCACAUGGAUAUGAAAAUGGAAGUUAGGCUGUCAAAAAGGUGGUACUCUUUCAGAACGAGUGUGCUUACGAUAUGAGUUAACUGGGUGGUGUUUUCGGUUUGAUUCACUCUCCUUUAGUCUGAU
This is a messenger RNA of Olea europaea var. sylvestris, 5551 nucleotides long. RefSeq names its product DNA-directed RNA polymerase II subunit 1. The record is from RefSeq and is a predicted model, not a curated record. Gene Ontology annotation, molecular function: DNA binding. Bases 205 to 5130 code for a protein of 1641 amino acids. The transcript is spliced from 15 exons. Gene Ontology annotation, cellular component: RNA polymerase II, core complex. Gene Ontology annotation, biological process: transcription by RNA polymerase II. NCBI's taxonomy places the organism in Eukaryota, Viridiplantae, Streptophyta, Magnoliopsida, Lamiales, Oleaceae.